Messenger RNA from Urocitellus parryii (Arctic ground squirrel), 1932 nucleotides. It is a transcript of the gene Micu2, whose product is annotated as mitochondrial calcium uptake 2. Gene Ontology annotation, cellular component: uniplex complex. Gene Ontology annotation, biological process: calcium import into the mitochondrion; mitochondrial calcium ion homeostasis. The record is from RefSeq and is a predicted model, not a curated record. Gene Ontology annotation, molecular function: calcium ion binding. Lineage: Eukaryota; Metazoa; Chordata; Mammalia; Rodentia; Sciuridae.
GCGGUGCGCGGCGCUCUAGUGCUUCCGCAAAGAUGGCGGCGGCUGCGGGCAGAAGCGCUCGGCUAGCGGCCUGGGGCGAAAGAUUGCGGAGGGGACUCGCUGCCAGCCGCCGAGCCGUGCCAAGCCCUGGCCCCUUGGCAGCAGCAGUCGCCGGCGUGACCCUGGCAGGGGCAGGAGCGGCCUGGCAUCACGGCCGCCUGAAUGUCGCGGCUCGCGACAGCAGCCCCCCCGCCUUAGCACAGAAAAAUGUUGACUGUGGAGCAAUAGAAAAACUGUCUCUUCGUAAACAGCGGUUCAUGCAGUUUUCUUCACUAGAACAUGAAGGAGAAUAUUAUAUGACACCACGAGACUUCCUCUUUUCUGUAAUGUUUGAGCAAAUGGAACUAUUCAACAUUGAACUGGAAGACCUAGCCAGGACAGAAAGGCAAGAAAAAGGUAAAACUUUAGUCAAGAAGCUGGCAAAAAAGGAUAUCGAGGAGGUACUGGCAGGAAUCCGUACAGCUAAUUGUGGAUCAACUUUUUUUAGAGACCUUGGUGAUAAAGGGCUAAUUUCGUAUACUGAGUAUCUUUUCUUGCUUACAAUCCUCACUAAACCUCAUACUGGGUUUCAUGUUGCUUUUAAAAUGCUAGAUGCAGAUGGCAAUGAGAUGAUUGAGAAAAAGGAGUUUUUUAAGCUACAGAAGAUCAUAAGUAAACAAGAUGACUUAAAGACAAUGAAAACUAAUGAAAUAGACUGUCAGGAACAAGUAAUGAAAGAACCUGAAAUUAACACAACCCUUCAGAUGUACUUCUUUGGAAAAAGAGGAGAAAGAAAACUUCACUAUAAAGAAUUUCGAAGAUUUACAGAAAAUUUACAAACAGAGAUUCAAGAAAUGGAAUUCCUUCAGUUUUCUAAAGGUUUGAGUUUCAUGAGAAAAGAAGACUUUGCAGAGUGGCUACUUUUUUUCACUAACACUGAAAAUAAAGACAUUUAUUGGAAAAACGUUAGAGAGAGGUUGUCAGCAGGAGAGAGCAUUAGUUUGGAUGAGUUCAAGUCAUUUUGCCAUUUUACAACCCACUUGGAAGACUUUGCUAUUGCCAUGCAAAUGUUUAGCUUAGCUAAUCGACCUGUCAGACUAGCGGAGUUUAAGAGAGCUGUAAAAGUAGCAACAGGACAAGAGCUCUCAAACAAUAUUUUGGACACGGUCUUCAAGAUCUUUGAUUUGGAUGAUGAUGAAUGCCUUAGCCAUGAAGAGUUUCUUGGGGUGUUAAAAAACAGGAUGCAUCGAGGUUUAUGGGUGCCACAACAACAGAGUAUACAAGAAUACUGGAAAUGUGUGAAAAAAGAAAGCAUUAAAGGAGUAAAAGAAGCCUGGAAACAAGCUGGAAAUGGCCUUUUUUAAAUUAAAAUAAUAAUAAGGCAAUUAUAUUGCUCCAAAUGUCAAAAUUUGAUAUUUUUUAAAAAAUACUUGCUGCUCUUACUUUUAAGUCUUCACUGAUUUCCUUUGUAAUAUAGAGAUGCCAUAUAUUUGCUUUCUAAUUCAAUAAUUUCUUGAUAUAUUUUCAGAAAAGAACUCUUUAGAAAGGAAAAUAUUGUUUUACAAAAUCAGAUAUUGGAUUCUGUCCAAAGACCUAAUUCCAAGUAACAUUUAGUGCUUUGGGAAGAUGGAAAAGCUUACUUCUUCACUGAUUCUUUAGGCACAAAAGCAUGAUACGCUUUCUGGAAGAGUGGAUAAGUGCUUAUGGGAAAAAAGUACUUGAUUCACAAGGCCAGUGUUGAUUUCAGAAGUUGUGAUGUUCCUAAUAGGGUAAAUGAAGUUAAAACUUGAGACUUUUCUCAUUUGUAUCAUAUCUCAUGUCUGUUUUAUUUCAGUUAGCUGUACAUUUGGUGUCUUUAAUAAAAAUAACAUGUAAAAAAUGUUUGUAUCUUAUAUCUGGAAGCAGAAUAAAAUA